Messenger RNA from Camponotus floridanus (Florida carpenter ant), 1213 nucleotides. RefSeq lists its product as uncharacterized. Lineage: Eukaryota; Metazoa; Arthropoda; Insecta; Hymenoptera; Formicidae. Gene Ontology annotation, molecular function: protein binding. The transcript has 6 exons. The record is from RefSeq and is a predicted model, not a curated record. The coding region runs from base 63 to 1058 and encodes 331 amino acids.
CGCUGCCAUUCCCAGUACACGUUCCGAUACGGAGCAACAUUAUCAAUUGGUCGGCAAUAUCAAUGUUAUCAAUCAAUUGUAAAGUUUGCAGGGAAGUUAAUCAAGAUAUAUUUUGCAUCUGCUAUACGGAAACUUACGAUCUUUUGGCGGCAGGCUUGUCGGAUGGUAACUUAAAGUUCUACAAAGUUAGUUCAGAGGAAAAUAUAUUGACUCUAUGCGAUGCGGAAAUGAUGCAGAAUCCGGCUCCAGUGACUGCCAUAAAGCAUCGACCGAUCGACAGCUCACAUCCCAUCACGCAUACUGUAAUAGCAACUUAUGCCAACGGCUGUGUUAAAUGCUGGCAUUAUCCAACCGCGCAAUGCAUUUACACGAUACGAGAAAGACGGCAGACACUUGGUUUAGCCUAUCAUCCUCAUUUACCGAAAUUUGUUACUGUCGGAGAUGAUACGAAUCUGUACUUGUACGACGAAGAAACAAAGACGAGGGAAAGAAUAUUUCAUGGAAGCGAUUCACCGGAUGUCAUGGAUGGUCAUAAAUCCAGAGUCUUCAGUGCUUGCUUCAAUCCUAAAUCCGUGCAUGAGAUAAUAAGCGCUGGCUGGGAUGACACCGUUCAGUUUUGGGACACCAGACAAGCUCAUUCUCUCCGAUUUAUAUCAGGUGUACAUAUGUGCGGUGACGGUCUAGAUAUCAGUAGAAAUGGAAGAGAGAUCCUUACUUGUUCAUGGCAAAGGAACAAUCCUUUGCAAUUAUGGGACUAUGGUAGUGGCAAACUGAUUAUCAACUUGGAACCGGACAGUUAUCCUUGUUUGUUAUAUACUGGAAAAUAUGUGACAAAUUUGUACGUUGCAUGCGGAGGCUGCGACACUGAUCUCUUCAGGAUCGUCGAUUUGCGAUCUCAUUCGACUAUAGCUAUGAUCAAAUAUCUCAAGGGAGGCGUGUAUAGUUUGGAUAUCGGCCCAUUGGAAACGAGAUAUGCCAAACGAACGACUCUCCCAAAACUCGCUUUUUGUGCCGGAACAAUGAUUUUUGAGGUAGAUGCUCAAUUGACUACUUUAUGAAAUUUUUUUGAUACAAAAAUAUACAUUAUUUUUUUUACAAUUUAUACAAUAUUCAAUUCGUACGUCAAAACUUGAAAAUGAGAAGUAUAUCUCAUUAUAUAUCUUUAAUAUAGCUGAUUCACGAUUAUUACUAGUAAGAUAUUUGUAAAUAUCUA